Molecule: messenger RNA, 2821 nt
Organism: Polistes dominula (European paper wasp)
Lineage: Eukaryota; Metazoa; Arthropoda; Insecta; Hymenoptera; Vespidae
Gene: Hr96
Product: Nuclear hormone receptor HR96
Biological process (GO): positive regulation of transcription by RNA polymerase II; negative regulation of transcription by RNA polymerase II; cell differentiation
Molecular function (GO): RNA polymerase II cis-regulatory region sequence-specific DNA binding; nuclear receptor activity; zinc ion binding
Source: RefSeq, a predicted model, not a curated record
GGCAGAGAACUGGGCAGUACGUGGUAUGACAGGUUUAUGCGCACCGUCUCGUUAAUGACUACCAAGUGACUACCAAUUGAGCACUUUAUUUGGUUUAUCACUUAAAGCUUUUCAAGUCAGCAUUUCAUAGAUCCGGGGCGUUGUGGAACAAAGAUGAUCCCAAUCUCUUGAAUAAAGUUAAAAAAUAAAAAAAUAAAAAAAAAAUAAAGUAUAAUAAUAAGAAUUAUGUUACAAUAAUCAAAAGAAAAUAUUUCUUAUUUUUUAUUCAAUAAUAAUAAUAAUAAUAAUAAUAAUGUUUGACAUUAAUUGGUCAGUGAUGAAAAAACAUUAGCUCUUUUUAACAGGAAUAAAUAAUGGUGUGCAUUGUUAGAUAAGAGGUGAUAAUUGUUUUGGUUAAUAUCGUGCAUUACCUAAGGAAAUGGAAGAUGAACAACCAACGAGAGAAGCAAACAAGAUAUGCGGUGUUUGCGGUGACCGUGCUUUGGGAUACAAUUUCAAUGCAGUCUCUUGUGAAAGUUGUAAAGCAUUUUUCCGAAGGAAUGCACUUAAAAACAAGGAUUUCCGGUGUCCUUUUACAGAAAAUUGUAGCAUCACACCAGUGACCAGACGUUUUUGUCAAAAAUGCCGUUUGGAUAAAUGUUUCAGUAUUGGUAUGCGUAAGGAAUACAUUAUGUCAGAAGAGGAUAAGGUUUUAAAGCGUCAAAAGAUUGAACAAAAUCGUGCUAAAAAGAGGCCUCAAUCGGAUAACAUUAAAACAUCUAAAGUUAAAAAGGAUUGCGUAGAAGAUUGUACAUUUGAAGAUACAGUUAAUUCAGUUGCAUCUAAUGUAUCUGAGACAUAUUUUUGGGAAUCAGAUAAAAAGUAUGCUGACUUAGAUGCAGCUAGACAAAAUCCUAUGGAAAAUAUGAGUCCAGUUACUGCUGCUAGUGUUCCUAGUCCUUCGAGUCCACCAGAAAGUGGCAACAUAACUGGAUCGAAAACUUUAGAUAUGUUAAAAGAUUCUUAUAAUAAUAAAUGUAAUUUUGUUAAAUAUGAAUUAAUAUCACAGUACGAGGAACCUAACACUGAUGUAGAAUCAAGAAGAAUAACUUCACAUUCACCAGUAUCAAGUCGAACAAGGUUUAACGAAUUUGAUCUAGCAUCUCAAUCAACUGGAAAUGAUAAAAAUAUUUCGAUAAAUUCGAGAAAAUUUGAUCAAAAUUUGUUAGAAUUUGAUUCGAAUUUUGGUAAUGCGAGUAAUCAAUCACCACGUUAUCAACAUGAGUAUGAAGAUAGUUCGGCAAGUUAUUGCAAAUAUGAACAAAGUCCUGAUAGUGGUCCUUCUACGUUUAUCGAUUGUACUUCGAAUGUUGAAACUACGCAAUUAAAUUUAAGUCCCAUUUCUCAUACAAGUGUACAAACGUUUACUGAAGAAACUACUGCGUGUCAAAGACAAAAAGAAAUGUGUCCUAAAGGGAAUGACUUAGUUAAUAAAUUUACACAAAAUCCAGAACUCGUUAUGAAAUUUGUCAAUAAUCCACAUUUAGUUGCUAAAAUAUUUCAAGAUAGAAAUUUAAUUUUAAAAAUUAUGACAGAUCCAGUAUUGGUUAAUAGAUUAGCAGCAGAUCCACAAAUUUCACAAUUUGUUAAAGAAAAUAGUAACGAUACUAGUAAUACCGAUACCAUAAAACAUUCUAAUCCUGAAUUAGAAAAAGAUGUGAUAGAAGAGCAUUUAUCUGCAACUACAAGUAGACAACCAUUUAAAAUCAAACAAAGUCAUGUUGAAAAUCCAAUUUUAAAGGAUUUAAUAACAUACAAAAGUACUGAAAAUUAUAAAAACAAAGAUACCGAUCUAAGUACAAAUAAAACAACAACAGCCGAUGUAACUAAAGAUGUACUUCAAGAUGUUCAAAGAAUACCAAUUGCUGCCAAUUCGAUCGAAUCGAUCUUGUAUGAAGCUAUUAAAUUGGAAUUUUCAGCAUAUUCAGCUCUUGGUGGGAAUCAAAGCACCAGAGAAUUAAACGACGCUGAAAGAGCAAAGUUAAAUGAAUUAAUAGUAGCUAAUAAAGCACUAUUAGCUCCAUUAGAUGAUGAUAUAACAAACUUAGUUGGUGAAGAAUGCAAAUUUAAAGGAAGUUUUGGACAAUCCGAUCCAAUGUUGUUGGAUGUUAUCAAUUUAACGGCCAUAGCAAUACGACGUCUUAUUAAAAUGUCGAAAAAAAUGAAUGCAUUUAAAAAUAUGUGCCAAGAGGAUCAAUUAGCACUCUUAAAAGGUGGAUGUACAGAAAUGAUGAUCUUAAGAUCGGCACUUAAUUAUGAUCCCGACAAAGAUAUGUGGAAAAUACCACAUAGUCAAGAAAGAAUGUCAAAUAUUAAAGUUGACGUAUUGAAAGAAGCUAAAGGUAAUUUGUAUGCAGAGCAUGCCAAAUUUGUUCGAACUUUUGAUCCAAGAUGGAGAGAUGAAAAUAUUAUUUUAAUUCUAAGUGCUAUUGCUCUGUUCACACCUGACAGACCAAAGGUUGUACACAGUGAUGUAAUUAAAUUGGAACAGAAUUCUUAUUAUUAUCUUUUGAGACGAUACUUGGAAAGCGUUUAUCCGGGUUGUGAAGCUAAAUCGACAUUUUUAAAAUUAAUACAAAAAAUAUCGGAACUUCAUAGAUUGAACGACGAAGUUGUUAACGUUUAUUUAAAUGUAAAUCCAUCUAGUGUAGAGCCAUUACUUAUAGAAAUAUUCGACUUAAAGCAUUGAUAUUAACAUCAUUAUUAUAUAACUUUUACUCUGAUUCUUACCUCAUAGCUUAUUAUUAUCUGAUAAAACAGAAAAUAACAACAAAAACAAAAA